Molecule: messenger RNA, 3072 nt
Organism: Peromyscus maniculatus bairdii (prairie deer mouse)
Lineage: Eukaryota; Metazoa; Chordata; Mammalia; Rodentia; Cricetidae
Source: RefSeq, a predicted model, not a curated record
AAUACCCCCUUUUAAAAUGAGCAAAUUCGAUUAAAGAAUAUCAGAAAAGUAUAUGGAAGAUGUAUGUGGUAUCGUUUACGAUUAUUAAAACCCCAGCCAAAUAUUAUUCCUACAGUAAAGAAAAUAGUUCUGCUUGCAGGAUGGGCAUUGUUCUUAUUCCUUGCAUACAAAGUUUCCAAAACAGACCGAGAAUAUCAGGAGUACAAUCCUUAUGAAGUAUUAAAUUUGGAUCCUGGAGCAACAGUAGCAGAAAUUAAGAAACAAUAUCGCUUGUUGUCACUUAAAUAUCAUCCAGAUAAAGGAGGUGAUGAAGUUAUGUUCAUGAGGAUAGCAAAAGCUUAUGCAGCUUUAACAGAUGAAGAGUCUCGGAAAAAUUGGGAAGAAUUUGGAAAUCCAGAUGGGCCUCAAGCUACAAGUUUUGGAAUUGCCUUGCCAGCUUGGAUAGUUGACCAGAAAAAUUCGAUUCUGGUUUUACUUGUAUAUGGAUUGGCAUUUAUGGUUAUCCUUCCUGUUGUUGUGGGCUCAUGGUGGUAUCGGUCAAUACGCUAUAGUGGAGACCAGAUUCUAAUACGUACAACACAGAUUUAUACAUACUUUGUUUAUAAAACUCGAAAUAUGGAUAUGAAACGUCUCAUCAUGGUUUUAGCUGGAGCUUCUGAAUUUGAUCCUCAAUAUAAUAAAGAUGCCACAAGCAGGCCAACAGAUAAUAUCUUAAUACCACAGCUAAUUAGAGAAAUUGGCAGCAUAAAUUUAAAGAAGAAUGAGCCUCCACUUACCUGUCCAUAUAGCCUGAAGGCCAGAGUUCUUUUACUGUCUCAUCUUGCUAGAAUGAAAAUUCCUGAGACCCUGGAAGAAGAUCAACAAUUCAUGCUGAAAAAAUGUCCUGCUCUGCUUCAAGAAAUGGUUAAUGUAAUCUGCCAGCUAAUAAUAAUGGCCAGGAGCCGUGAAGAAAGGGAGUUUCGUGCUCCAACUUUGGCAUCAUUAGAAAACUGUAUGAAGCUCUCACAGAUGGCUGUCCAAGGCCUCCAGCAGUUUAAGUCUCCCCUUCUGCAGCUCCCUCACAUCGAGGAGGACAAUCUUAGGAGAGUCUCCAACCAUAAAAAGUACAAAAUUAAAACUAUUCAGGAUUUGGUCAGUUUAAAGGAAUCAGAUCGUCAUAGUCUGCUGCACUUCCUUGAAGAUGACAAAUAUGAAGAGGUAAUGGCGGUCCUUGGGAGUUUCCCCUAUGUGACUAUGGAUAUAAAGUCACAGGUAUUGGAUGAUGAGGAUAGCAACAACAUCACAGUAGGAUCCCUAGUCACAGUGUUGGUUAAAUUGACAAGGCAGACGAUGGCCGAAGUAUUUGAAAAGGAACAGUCCAUCUGCGCUGCAGAGGAACAGCCUACGGAAGAUGGGAGUGAUGCCAGCAAGAACAAGGCCAAAGGAGGAUGGCAGCAGAAGAGCAAAGGACCCAAGAAGAUGCCCAAGUCCAAAAAGAAGAAGCCUUUGAAAAAAAAGCCCACAGCUCUGCCCUUCCCCCCGGCCAAACAGCAGAAGCAGAAGCAGGCCAAUGGAGUUGUUGGGAGUGAAGCUGCAGCAAAGGAGGAAGAAGACGACAUUUCUGACAAAGGCAGCGACUCUGAAGAGGAAGAGACCAACAGAGAGUCCCAGAGUGAGAAAGAGGACGGCAGUGACAGAGAGUCUGAUAGAGAGCAAGAUGAGAAACAAAACAAGGACGACGAAGCAGAGUGGCAAGAAUUACAACAGAGCAUACAGAGAAAAGAGAGGGCUCUCCUGGAAACCAAGUCAAAGAUCACACACCCUGUGUAUAGUCUCUACUUUCCUGAGGAAAAACAAGAGUGGUGGUGGCUUUAUAUUGCAGACAGGAAAGAACAGACAUUAAUAUCCAUGCCAUAUCAUGUAUGUACACUGAAGGAUACAGAAGAGGUAGAACUGAAGUUUCCUGCACCAGGCAAGCCUGGAAAUUAUCAGUAUACAGUGUUUCUGAGGUCAGACUCCUAUAUGGGUUUGGAUCAGAUUAAACCACUGAAGCUGGAAGUUCAUGAGGCCAAGCCUGUGCCAGAAAACCACCCACAGUGGGAUACGGCAAUAGAAGGUGAUGAAGACCAGGAAGACAGUGAGGGGUUUGAAGACAGCUUUGAGGAAGAGGAGGAGGAAGAGGAAGGCGAUAACUAACCAGUGUAUGCGUGGACCACAGCGUUUGCACAUGCUUGCAAACAUCUGCUGCUUUGUAAGUCCUAAUAAAGCAGAAGCAGUGCAGAACUGAUGCGGUGGGAGUGCUGGCGUCUUUACUAGAGAUGGACACAUCACACAGGCAGUUGGCGGGCCGUGGUACUGUCUGAAGGGCUCCUUGAAAGCCUUUCCGGUUUGGGGUGGAGCGACCAUAUCAUCUGCAAAUGAUAAUAAAUCCUUCAUUGUUAAAACUGUCCAGAAGCGUGGGCUGUGCAUUACCUGAUCAGUUUACGGUCUCAGUCAGAGUCAAGGUACAUGAAAAACAGUCUUUGUUCAACUUUAGUUUUAGUAAACAUUAAAAUAUGAUAAACAUCACAAAUAUGUUUUAAAUAACAUCUGCUCAAGUUUUUAAUCUGUUAAUAAGCUCUGUUAUUCAUUUAUCAAUAUUUUACAAAUGGUAAGAUUGUAACAGUUCCAUACAUGAGUUCAAACCUUUAUUUUUAUCUAUCUUGGCCAUAACUUAGCAUUCUCACACAUUCCACACAAUACAGAGGGCUACAUUUUGGAAUUUUCCGUUCUUAAUUGCCCAGAGUUAGCAGACAUGACAAAAGUGGCUUUUAAUGGCUUAAGGCCUCUUAAAGCCUCCGUUGGUGUCUGCACAAAAUCUCAUUCUCCUGAUAAGCUCAGGGCUGAAAGGGAUUGUGGGACCACCCGUUCUCUGAUGCUUGGGUCAUGUUAUCCAGUCUUUUGAAAAGGGUUACUAUAAAAGCUGGACUACAUUCUUAGCUUUUAAUCUACCUGACUUCAGAAGCCUUUUAAAGAAAAUAAAUACAGCAUACAAAGGAGGCAUUUUUUUGUAUUCAUUUUGGACUCCUGUUAAUAAAAUAGAAGUUUGACUCA